AUGUCAAAGACUCUGACGAAGUAUGAAUAGGAGCAGAUGAUUAGGUUUGGAGGAGUUAAUACUGGCAAAGUAGCUUUAGUAUCAGGAAUAUCAGGCUAUCUUAUCUCAUAAUUCGCAUUAAAAGUAACAAGAGUCCCUUACAGGCUUAUGUAUUUUGUUCUCGGAUACUCGCUUGGCUCAGUUGCUGGCAGCAUAAUUUAUGGAGAUAGAUCUUAUUAUGCGUAUUAUACCCCUGAGGAAGCAAGGAUUAUUAGAGAAUAAAUAGGUCCAGCAUACAUGAGAAAUAUUAGAAUCAUAUAGCCAGGUGAAUAAAUGCCUGAACCCAUGCCUGUGCCCAAGGAUGUCUGGGAACCUGUUUUUCCCUUGCUAUUCGAUGAUGAUGAAAAUACUUAGAAAGACUAGCCUUAGGAAUAGAAACAGUAGGAAUAAAUAGAAGAAACACAAAAAUAAGAAUGA
Messenger RNA from Stylonychia lemnae, 456 nucleotides. Lineage: Eukaryota; Ciliophora; Spirotrichea; Sporadotrichida; Oxytrichidae. The record is from the annotation of a GenBank genome assembly.